Molecule: messenger RNA, 396 nt
Organism: Stegodyphus dumicola
Lineage: Eukaryota; Metazoa; Arthropoda; Arachnida; Araneae; Eresidae
Product: chymotrypsin inhibitor-like
Source: RefSeq, a predicted model, not a curated record
AGGAUAUCACGAUCAAAGAAUUUCCUGCUGCAUAUAAAUAUCGAGGGUUUUUCUGAAGGCUUUCAUAGUUAAAGCAGACGGACUCGUCAGGAGAAAAUGAAAGCAUUUGCCUCAGUUUUGAUUGUUGCUGUAUUGGUGGCCGUAUGUUAUGGUCGGCCAAGAGAAGAUAUAGGCAUUUGUUAUCCCGAGAGAGGCGAAGUAUUCAAGAGCUGUGGAUCAGCCUGUCCUGAUACUUGCAGUAACUACAACGAAGUCCGUCCUUGCACUAUGCAAUGCGUCAGAGGGUGCUUCUGUCCAAACGGAACCGUUAGACGAGAGUCUGACCAGUACUGUGUAAAACCUGAAGAUUGUUGAAUUUCGAAGGCAAAAAAUAAAUAUGUAAGCUUUUAAGACAAA